AUUUUUGACAGCGCUUUACGUUUGCAUUCAUUUGUAAUUUAAUUGUCAUUUCAAUCAACACUUAAAUUGCAUUCAAUUUUAUUACACUAUUAUUGAAAGCCAUUUAAUGUUAAGUUUAUGUCUUUAAGAUCUCUCUUAACAAAGUUUAAGAGACUAUUAUCACUGGAAACAAGUGUUGAUCACAACCAGAGAAUUGAAUCACAACUGAUGGCAACGAUUAUCAACUCAUCGGUUAAGAGGAAACUCAAGACAGACGAAGAGAGGGCUGCGGAGAGAGCAGCCGAUGGCCAGACAUCGGAGUUAUCAACGAAGAAGAAGAAGAAGCAGAAGGCGAGGGAGGGGUCGACGGAAGCGCCAAAAUACUCUUUGGAUGACUCGGAUUAUUACGUGGAGAACGGACUCCGAAAAGUGUAUCCCUAUUAUUACACAUACUUUUCCCAUUGCAAGGGCCGAUGGAUGGGACAGGAGUUACACACUUUCUAUAGCAAAGAGUUUAGGGGUCUCUCCGACGACCAGAUUCGAGAGCGCAUUGAAAACGGUUUACUUCUGGUCAACAACUCUAAGGUCGCCAUCGAUUACAAACUGAAGGGAAAGCUGUGCGAAAGCGUAGCUGAGGUAGCCGUGCUCUCAGGGCAUGACAGCCGCGGCUGUUUGGCGGGAGAUAAGGGCACUCACGACACGUGUCUCCAGUUGACUGUCCCGACUCAUAGCCUAACAACUAUUGUUAUUGUAUCGCAGAUCCAUCCGUGCGGUAAAUACCGACACAACACACUUCAACACGUGUUGGCCAAAGAGCACAAAAUUACUGAUCUCUACACCAUUCAUCGUUUGGAUCGAUUGACUUCUGGAGUAUUGAUGUUCGCGAGAACGGCGGCCACCGCUCAGAGACUACACGAACAGAUCCGUAAACACGAACUCGAAAAGCAAUACGUGUGUCGAGUUGUCGGCAAAUUUCCUGAUGGUGUCAUAACCUGCGAACAGCCCAUCGAAACGCUAUCGCAUAAAAUCGGCAUUAAUGUGAUUGACCCGAACGGCAAGCCCUGCACCACAACCUUCGAGCGACUCAACUAUAACGGGAAGAGCAGUGCAGUGUUGUGUAGACCGAAAACGGGACGAAUGCAUCAAAUUCGGGUUCACCUCCAAUACUUGGGUCAUCCCAUACUUAACGACACUUUCUAUAAUAACGACGCCUUCGGUCCCAAGAGAGGCAAAGACGGCGAUUACGGCAAACCUAAAGACGAGGUGAUCCAAGAUAUCGAUAAACAACACCAACGAAUGCUUUAUCUCUUAUCAAAUGUGACGGAAUUGUCGGCCGACGAGCGAGAACUGGACGAUAAGCAGCGAGAGAUCGCUUUAAAAGCGUUACAUCACUACACGAAUAGAGAGGAAUGGCAUUCAUUGGUCCAAAAGUAUAAAUUUGAUACAAAUGCGUUGAUAAUAGACACCGGUUGUGAAGAAUGUACAAACAAGACAAUUGAUCCCAACCCUAAAGAUCUGCUAAUCUAUUUGCACGCACUUUGUUAUAAAGGCGAAGGUUUUGAAUACAAGACAGCGCUUCCAGUCUGGGCUUUGGAUGAUUGGGAUUAUGACUGA
Messenger RNA from Medioppia subpectinata, 1593 nucleotides. Lineage: Eukaryota; Metazoa; Arthropoda; Arachnida; Sarcoptiformes; Oppiidae. The record is from the annotation of a GenBank genome assembly.